AUGGGAAUGGGAGCGAGCUCUGUCUCCGACAAGGACCCCAAUGGAUGGGGCGGAAGAGCUCAGGGAUUGGCCGUCAAGACGCUGGUUCUGGUCGGGGGUGCGCUUCUGUUGAAGCGGCUUACUAAAUCCACUACUCGUUGGGACCAUGCUCGCUUCGUCUCUCAAUCGCUCACCGGUGAGAAGUUCUCCAGGGAGCAAGCAUCCAGAGAUCCUGAUAAUUACUUCAAUAUUAGGAUGUUUUUAUGCCCUGCUGCUGAGAUGGUGGAUGGUUCAAAGGUUUUGUACUUUGAGCAGGCAUUCUGGCGAACUCCUCAUAAACCCUUUCGGCAGAGGUUUUACAUGGUGAAGCCUUGUCCAAAGGAGUUAAAAUGUGAUGUGGAGGUAAGUACAUAUGCAAUUAGAGAUGCAGAAGAGUACAAGAAUUUCUGUGAUCGACCAAAGGACCAACGCCCACUUCCUGAAGAAGUCAUUGGUGAUAUUGCAGAACACCUCACCACAUUAUAUCUAAAUCGUUGUGACCGUAGAAAACGCUGCCUUUAUGAAGGUUCCACUCCACCAGAAGGAUUCCCUAAUACAUGGAAUGGUGCUUCCUAUUGUACCUCGGAGCUUGCUGUACUGAAGAACAACGAAGUGCAUAUGUGGGAUAGAGGUUAUGACGACGAUGGAAAUCAGGUCUGGGGAGUGAGGGAAGGUGCCUAUGAAUUCAAGCCUGCACCAGCUUCUACUAACCUCAAUGGCAUUUUUACCUCUUUAAACUUCCCCCCUGCCCAAUCAAUUGCUAAAAAGAUAGAGGGUUCCUUUGUCUUGGAAGACUGA
Linum trigynum is the source of this 816-nucleotide messenger RNA. The record is from the annotation of a GenBank genome assembly. Lineage: Eukaryota; Viridiplantae; Streptophyta; Magnoliopsida; Malpighiales; Linaceae.